Molecule: messenger RNA, 7618 nt
Organism: Electrophorus electricus (electric eel)
Lineage: Eukaryota; Metazoa; Chordata; Actinopteri; Gymnotiformes; Gymnotidae
Gene: mmp24
Product: matrix metallopeptidase 24
Biological process (GO): extracellular matrix organization; collagen catabolic process; proteolysis
Cellular component (GO): extracellular matrix; plasma membrane
Molecular function (GO): zinc ion binding; metalloendopeptidase activity
Source: RefSeq, a predicted model, not a curated record
GCGGGGGUGGGAGCGAAGGGGAAAAGGACUGGACUCCCGGGUUUCUGUUGGAAAACGUGUUAUUUUCACAUUUUGUUCUGGGUCGUCUCCGUUUGCGGAGAAGAGAGGACCUUCAUUGUUGAGACAUGGCUGAAGAACUAUGGCUACUUGCUCCCCCACGACGUCCGGACGUCAGACCUGCGCUCGGAGAAGGCCAUGCAGUCAGCUGUUGCUGCCAUGCAACGCUUUUAUGGCAUCCCCGUGACCGGAGUUCUUGACCAAACCACCAUCGAGUGGAUGAAGAAACCUCGGUGUGGCGUUCCCGAUCACCCCCGACGGAGGAGAAAUAAACGCUAUGCCCUCACCGGUCAGAAAUGGAGGGACAAAAAAAUCUCUUACAGCAUACACAACUUCACGCCUAAGGUGGGGGAGAAGGACACCCAGAGGGCGAUCCGGCAGGCCUUUGAUGUGUGGCAGGCAGUGACCCCACUAACCUUUCAGGAAGUGGCCUACUCCGAGAUCAAGAAAGAGGGCAAGGAGGCUGACAUCAUGAUCUUCUUCGCCUCAGGGUUCCACGGUGACAGCUCACCAUUUGACGGAGAGGGAGGCUUUUUAGCCCACGCUUACUUCCCUGGACCUGGAAUUGGAGGGGACACACACUUCGACUCGGACGAGCCCUGGACAUUAGGAAAUGCUAACCAUGAUGGGAAUGACCUUUUCUUGGUGGCGGUGCAUGAACUGGGCCAUGCAUUGGGUCUGGAACAUUCAAAUGACCCCAGCGCGAUCAUGGCCCCCUUUUACCAAUACAUGGAUACACACAACUUCAAACUGCCACUAGAUGACCUUCAAGGCAUCCAGAAAAUUUACGGAAUCCCAACAGCGAUGUUGGAACCAACCCGGCCUCUUCCUACCCUCCCUGCCCGACGCACUCACUCUACAUCUGAGAGGAAGCAUGAUCGACAGUCUCGUCCCCCGCGGCCGCCCUCUGGAGACCGCCCAUCUUCCCCUGGUUAUGGAAAGCCCAACAUCUGCGACGGCAACUUCAACACGGUGGCUUUUUUCAGGAGGGAGAUGUUUGUGUUCAAGGAUCGCUGGUUCUGGCGUUUGCGGAAUAACAAGGUUCAGGAGGGCUACCCCAUGCUCAUUGACCAGUUCUGGAAGGGUCUCCCACCCCGCAUUGAUGCAGCCUAUGAGAGAUCUGAUGGCAAAUUUGUGUUCUUCAAAGAUAACAAGUACUGGGUAUUUAAGGAAGUUACAGCAGAGCCAGGCUAUCCCCACAACCUGGUGGAGCUGGGUAACUGUCUGCCCCAUGAUGGUAUAGACACAGCUCUACGCUGGGAACCCGUGGGCAAAACUUAUUUCUUCAAGGGUGAUCAGUACUGGCGCUACAACGAGGAGAAGCGGACGGCUGACCCAGGCUACCCCAAGCCUAUCACUGUUUGGAAGGGCAUUCCUGAGGCCCCACAAGGAGCCUUUGUCAGCCGAGAAGGAUUUUAUACCUACUUCUACAAGGGAAAGGACUACUGGAAGUUUGACAACCAGAAGCUGACAGUGGAACCAGGCUACCCCAAGUCGAUCCUCAAAGACUGGAUGGGUUGCGACCAGUCACAAAUGGAGAAGAACAAGGACAGGCACCUCCCCCAUGACGAUGUUGACAUCAUGGUUGCCAUUAAUGAUGUGCCAAGCACUGUAAAUGCUAUUGCCGUGGUGAUCCCCUGCAUUUUGUCCCUUUGCAUUCUGGUCCUUGUUUAUACCAUCUUCCAGUUCAAGAACAAAAGUGUCCCACAACACGUGACCUACUACAAACAUCCAGUGCAGGAGUGGGUAUGACAGGCUAGGGGGCGCUACCGAGUCAAACACUAGAGGAUGCUGGCGAGGGCUAUUAAGACAACAUUUGGAAGCACCUACAUGACCAGUGCCUGUCUACUGUGUCGUUGUGGGGGAGGGAGUCCAUACCCUUUCACACGUGACCAAACUUCACAACAAAAAUUGCAAAAUUGUCUCUUUUUUUAGCAUGAGCCAAAAGCACAGGAUUGCUAGGCUUUAACUGAGUGGUGGGUUGCAGGUACAGGAGCUAACCAUCGCUUUGGCCUUACAAUCCUUCUGUAAGCCCAUCCCACACCCAUCCACUCUCACCUGGCUGCAACAGGAAUUGAAGGAUCACCACACUGUCAUGUCUCCAAGGAGCGCAAGAGGAAUUGUAGUCAGAUGCCAGUGUUGUCUUGCUCUCAACACAAACCUGUACAGGAAUUUCAAACGCUAUCAAACAAGUCAAACAAACAUCAAAAAACAACAAAAAUGAUUCAGUGUUAAAAGACUUGUAUAACAAAGUAGGUAGAAAUGACAUAGAAAGGAUUACUAAGGACUUAUGUGCAUCAUUUAGUCUUUUUGAUGUAUUGAGUGCAAGACUCAAAGCUCUGUUAGUGUGGUCUUUUGGUGACUGUAAAAGGACAGUAUCCUAUUUGAGGCCACUUCUCUGAGUUUUGCUAACUUCUCAAACUUGUUGAGGAGGACAGGUGGCCUAACAUGGAAUGGGGUAAUUUUUAGAUAUCUUGUUUUUUUUAUAGCACUUGUUCAUUUCCUGUGUUGCUCCCACUUAACAGAUAAGCACACAGCAGGCAAGACAGGUUCAUACAUACUUCUGUAUUUGAGCAGUAUAAAAAUGAGCAAGGGACUCCUAGUUUUCCUCACAUGUAUAUGAUGUAGCUCUCUUUUUUAGCAGUUCUUCAGUAACUCAGUAACAGUAACACCACAUUUGGAGGUAAAUAUAGAAGUUAAAGUGGUUUUAUGUGACAUCAUUUCAGCAUAUGCAAGCCCAGUAGGGUUUGUGGUUGAAAUUUUGAAAUAACUAGGCGAGAGUCAUCUUGACACCCUAGCUGAUUACUGAUGGUUUCUUCAAACCAUUUGCCUCUUUAUACCUAUAAUUCCCUUAUCUGUUGCAUUUUCCUAUUAUGAUAUUAACUACCUAAAUUUUUAUCUAGUGUCAUUUUUAUUAACACAGUAUUGCCUAAAGAGAAUUCAAGGUGGGAAUGUGUUUUGCAAUCUAUUAUCACUUUUGAAUAUAAUUUAAAAAUUCUAACCAUAUGGCAUUUCAAAAUGAUUUGUCAUCAGUUUUCUUUGAAUGUUCAUGUUACAGGGAAAAAUCAAUUCUUCUUUAAACCAUUUGGGUUGUUUAGACUACAACUUGCUCUUGCAGAAGAAGUUUGCUUAGGGGGAUUUUAUUUUUAUUUAGUUAUAUAUAUAUUUUUAGAUUUUACUUUUUUUGAUGCAAGACCUUAUUUGUUAGUGUCACAUCAUCAUCAAAAUACUGCUAAUGCACAUCCUACAAAUAUGCAAAUAUGUUUGACCUUAAACAUUCUGGCUAAAAUGCUAGUUUUUGACAGAACAAGCAGUGAUUAUAGAAACGGUUUUAUGAAUACGUUAGAUUUGCACUAUUGUGUGAUACUGAUUGUGCUGUUUCUUUCUAACUGUGUGAAGUGCGCUGUGUGGCAAUCCUGUUUGUCUUAUCAAACAUCCAAGCAUUCUUGAUUUGUAGAUGAGCACAACUAUGUAGAGUUCAUAUUUAAUUCCUGCACUUCCUGCAUUUUUACAUGGUUUGAUGAAGAAGAUAUGAAGUACUUUAGUGGUCAGCCGAUGCAGUAGUGGCACGGGAGUACUUCAUUCCAGAGACUAUUUGAUCAUUUUCAGUGUCAUAAAGUUGUUGACAUUUGGCAUAGAUCCCACUUAUUCAUUUUAGAAAGGUGUGAUAACAUUUAAUAAUCCAAAUCUUACAUCUAGAAAGCACCAGCUCCAGUCCAUGAGCCUGUUUGGAGGCAGACUAAAAUGGUUUAAAGGUGAAUAGCUUCUACAUCUGAGUGCAUUUUGUAUUGCCUUAUUUUAGUUUGAGUUGUCCUGUCAAAUGCUUUUUGUAGGCUUUACUGUAUAAGGGUACUCAUGUUUCACUCAUGUUUACUAAUUUUCCUCUGCAAACUUUUAGUGAGAAUAACUUAAACUAUUUCAUUUAGUCAGACUACAUUAGCAAAGGGUUAUAACCUAAAUAUAUACAAUAAAAAGGAAAGAAAAAACAAACAAAAAACAACAAAAGGGAAAAAAAAAUAAUAUAGAAGAAAUGCUUGUAACACUUAAAGAAAAUGUAGGACUGUGUAUCCUAAAUGGAUUGUUAAGAUACUAGAAGAUUUCCAUUUUUCGAGUUUCCCCAACUAGAUAAUGUGUUUCAUAUGGCUUUAUUUUGCCAUUUUAUAUUUUCACAAACUUACUCAGUUAUUAGUGGUUUCUUUUCAAAUUUUCUUUGCUUAAGCGCAUGGCCUCUGCAUUACUUCCACAAAAAACUAAGAUUUACCUUAAUCCAAUAGUCACUCUCUGUUUAUCCCACAGAGAACAAUUAAUGUAUAGUACAAUUAAUGUAUAAUUGACAGUAAGGAGUUGGCUUGUUCUCUGCUUUUUAUGUUUGUAGGUUUACUCUGGACUUGAUCUUUCACUUAUACAAUUACUUGAAAAUUUGUUAUAUCUUUCCAACAUUUUUGCUUUAGUCACCAUAGCUACCAGGGCAGUGGUAGUUCAGUAGUUAAAGUAAUUUACUUGUAAUAAGAAAAUUACCAGUUCAAAUUCCACAACUGCUAAGAUGCCACUGUUGGGUCCCUGAGCUAGGCCCUUAUUCCUCAAUUGCUCAAGUUGUAUUCAGUCAUAAUUGUAAGUUGCUUUGGAUAAAAGCAUCAGCUAAAUGCCAGAAAUAGUGAUUGUCAUCUGCAUCUGACAAAAUGGUAGCAGUUCAGAUUUGGACAUCUUAGAUACAGAAGUGAUACUACAUGCUUUAUGUGUCUCAGUAUAAGUGAUUUCUCAAAACACCCAAGGUCUGUUGUAAAUGGUUUCAAGGUUUAUGGAGUUAUCAGUGGUAUUAGGGAUCCCAUUCACACCUGGUUGUAACAACCAUAUUAUGUGAUCGAAUUAAAAGUGGACAGCACUAAGCACAGGUAUGAAUGGGGUCCAACAUGACUUUAAGAUGCAUUGUGAAAUAACCACCUAGGUGAUUAUGGAUAAAUAUUGCCACAUAAUGUUUGUUGUGUGAACACUCAUGCAUCCCAAUCCACCCAGCACUGAAAAACUACCUAGUCGACUGUGUCUCGAGCCUGUAUCUUCAGAAAAUACAGUUCUUGAAAAGAGUGGCAAAUCAGUGGUUUAAAGCUUGCUAGCUAGCUAGAUGUGUAGUUUAGUGGUUAGUCAAGGAAUCUAAUUACAAAUGGUAAUUAGAAUGGUUACUCAUGACUUUCAAGAAGUGCCAGGUGUAAAUGGAUAUCCAUCACUGCUGUCCACUUGUAAUCAGAUCACUUGAGAUGGAUGCUAAAACUACGAGUUAACAUACCCUGAUGGAGGCAGAUUUUUGUUUUCUGUAUUCACUUGACUGGUCUUCCGAACCACUUUUCACCCUAUCUUUUUAUGUUUGUGUGUCUGCCUUAAAAAUAAUUCUGGGCCUUCUUUAAGACAUUGUGCCUUGUCUUAAAACUUGCUAUGGCCAGCUUGACAUGUCUUCUUUAAGUUGAUUCAAGUUUACCAUGAUUUCAAAGAGGAGACAGUUUUAGCAACUAUAGUUAACAGUGCAUCCCGUACUUGGAGAUCUGUGUAAUUUGCAGAAAUAAUGUUUUCCCUUGUCUUCUUGAUGGAUUAUAUUACUUAUUUCCCGAUCUUUACAUCUACAUUAUGAGAUCUUGGCUGUGGGUAGAGAAAGGCUUGGAAAAACAACAGGCUUUCAUCUGUGCAAGCUUUAGACAGAUUUCAUGGGAUUGUCUCUCAGACAAGAGUUCAAUUCAAGAACCUGCCAGCAGCAGUUGGCCACAUGGUGAUGGGGGCAUUCUGCAUCUUGAGUACAGGAAGUCCUGGCUGGGACUUCCUUUGAAUGGAACACACUGUGCUUCACUGAUAGUCUUCCUCAUCUCUGAAUGAUCUGAUGAACUCACUGGGUGUCAAGAAAGAAAGAAAAACAUUGGUCAUGGUAAAACGUGAGCGAAGUUUGUUGCUGUAGCACAGAAGAGUGUGUUCCAUGUUUAAAAUGUUGUUUAAUAUACUUUUUAUGAUAUCUCAAGGUAGUUUGCAUACUCUGUCAUUGUGCAUCUUUUGCCUGAAUCUUUGGGAUUAAUGCAGUCAAAUUUUCCAUCACUGAGGUAAUUCUAAAGUCAAGAACAAGCAUAAACAUAAGGGAAAAUAUUGGUAGUCUAUUUUGGGAGUUUUGUUAUAUCUGACUAAAUGUCAUUUAUGAGAAUGAAAAAGAAGAUAAUGUCAAUAUUCUACUUAAUAAUAGAAGUAAUACUAUUAAUUAUGUAAUUUCUUAUUAUUCUCUCUAAACAAUAUUGCUGACCACAUCUAAACCAAUCUCUUGAUAACAGAUACUGACAUACAUGUUUUUUAGGUUUGUUUGGUCACUUACCACUUACCUGUUUCACUGUUGUGUGGCAAAGUAAAGGAUACUCUUUAGGAACAGAGACAUUUUUACAAGGAGAAACAGAAAUGUCAGUUACUUGAAUGACACAAUUAGGACUGUCACAAUGCUGUGAACGCCCCUCCCCUGACAACAGAAAACUGAGCAAGAUAGUGUUGUGUAUACAUCAAGACACAUUUAAAAUGUUGCAGAUUUGAGGUCUUGAAGGAAUUAAACAUUUGAAAUAUAUAAGAUAUAUUUAUUAGAAAUUGUCUUUAGAGUUAUGAUGAGGGUUCGUACAUUUUAUGAACAUUUUAAAAACAGUAGCAUUUAACAUGAGAAACUAUUUACAGUAUUUAUAGAAAUAGUCAUUUACAGAAGGUAUUCUACACAGUUUAAACUGAAGUCAAGGUGAAGCCAUGAAAUUGACCAGAAAGUAAACAGAUCUGUACAGGAAGAUAUGGAAGUAGGAAUUAACUGAUUUGCCUCUUUUUAUGGGUGUGAUGGUUGCUUUGGAUGACAGCCACUCUUAACCUCUACCUGUUGUUGCCUUUGGUUUCUAUAGUAAUUUUAUGAGACUAACAAUAGGAGGGAGGGAAAAAAAAACAUAUCAGAGGUAAUCCAGAAUUUUACAAGAACAAAAUAUUUAUGUUCUUUGCAUACAAAGGAUUGAUUACAAGUGAGAUUUUAUCUGAUAUAGCUUUAAAGUUAUUGUUGGUUUGCUUCUUUUUGAAACUUUAAAUGUAUUACUGUAUAUAACUUUAGUUUUCUCAUUGGUUUCUUCAAAUGAAUUUAUGGAUGAAACACUUAGUUAUCCAAGUCAGCCAACAUAGACUCUGUCCAUACAUUUUUUUGAUAUUGUCUAAAUUACAGGUCAGAUGUUGCUGUCUGCUCAGCCUCACCCAUGACUCAUGUAAAUAUAAUGAUUAUCUGAAACUUUGAACCUUUUGUAUUUUCCUUUCAGUUGUUAAGAGUAGCUGAUAAUUUCACACAUCUUGUAUAAUGCUAUCAUUCUUGAGAAUGACAGUGAUUUUUAAUUGUCUUGAUUUUAAAAUAUAGAUAUUCCAGGUUUAUUUGAAUAAGUUUACAUUUUUAAUUCCAUCCAGAUUAAACUGUUUUUAAAUUAUUAUUUUAAGUCAGCAGUUCUACACUGUGUACCUAAUAAUAUCGCCAUGUUCUAUUAACAAAGAAACAACAAUAAAGGAAAAAGUCAAUCUGUUUGGUUAUUAA